This is a messenger RNA of Amphibalanus amphitrite, 2213 nucleotides long. RefSeq names its product discoidin domain-containing receptor 2-like. NCBI's taxonomy places the organism in Eukaryota, Metazoa, Arthropoda, Thecostraca, Balanomorpha, Balanidae. Gene Ontology annotation, cellular component: signaling receptor complex. The annotation marks the transcript as partial. The record is from RefSeq and is a predicted model, not a curated record. Gene Ontology annotation, molecular function: protein tyrosine kinase collagen receptor activity; ATP binding; collagen binding. Gene Ontology annotation, biological process: multicellular organism development; cell surface receptor protein tyrosine kinase signaling pathway; positive regulation of kinase activity. The transcript is spliced from 10 exons.
CAGCGUCGGCCGGCGCCGGCAGCGGUCUCUCCGGCGAGCACAUCGGUCUGAUCGGCGCUCUGGCCACCGUCAUCCUGGUGCUGGUGCUGGUGAUCCUGUACAUCGUGCACCGGGUGCGCGGUCAGAGGCCCGGCACCCAGAUCGUCAGCCAGCUGGCGCCGGCCUACACCCAGCAGCUGCCCACAGACGGCGGAAAGACCGCGCUAAGUGAACAGUACGCCGAGUCGGGGUACCGUACCCCAUACAGCGCCAUCUGUGAGAAGUACGGAGAGCCGCUCAGCCCCGGACAUUAUGCAGACUACCAGUCGCAGGACUACGCCGAGCCGCUGAUGACGCCGCCGCCGCCGCUGCCGCCCGUCACCAACAGCCCGCUCUCCUCCUCCAAGAGACCGACUCUGGCCCUGGCCGACAAGCCGCCGGCCAGCCCCAAACUGAGUCUCAGCCCGCGCCUCAAACACAGCCCCAAGACGGUCAGCACGUUCAGGAGACAGGCGGGAAGUCCGGUGCUGGAGCAGCACUACGCGGCGACAGAUAUUUGUAAGCCUUCGGACUACCAUCUUGAUGAGAACUUCCCGAUGGACGAAGUUGAGGUGCCGCAGAUUCCACGCCAUCAGCUGAAGCUGUGUGAAAAGCUCGGCGAGGGCCAGUUUGGCGAGGUGCAGCUGUGCCGCAUUGAGGUCGGCGCCGGCGGAGACCUGGUUCCGGACGUCAUCGGCCCCGGCUGCGGCCGACUGGUGGCGGUGAAGACACUGAGAGCGGGUACAUCGCCCACCGCACGGGCCGACUUUGAGCGCGAGGUGCGUACGUUGGCCCGGCUGCAGGACGCCAACAUAGUGCGCGUGCUGGGCGUGUGCACGCGAGAUGAGCCGCUGGCCAUGGUCGUGGAGUACAUGGAACACGGCGACCUGAACCAGUAUCUGCAGCAGCACGUGGCAGAGACGGCGCUGCACGGAUCUGGCAAGGUGCUCAGCUAUGGAAGCUUGAUUUAUAUGGCCACUCAAAUCUCCUCCGGCAUGAAAUAUCUGGAGUCCCUCAACUUUGUGCACCGCGACUUAGCCACCAGGAACUGCCUUGUUGGCCGCGGUCAUCUGGUCAAAAUCUCCGACUUCGGCAUGAGUAGGAGUGUCUACGCCAACGACUACUACAAGAUCGAGGGCCGGGCUAUGCUGCCCAUACGCUGGAUGGCCUGGGAGUCCAUCUUCUUGGGUAAAUUCACCACCAAGUCGGACGUGUGGUCGUUCGCGGUGACCCUGUGGGAGGUGCUCACCUACGCCCGACAGCAGCCGUACGAGGAGCUGUCCGAUGAACGGGUCAUCGAGGCACUGGCGAGACUCUACCACAACGACGCACAGCAGGUGUUCCUGCCCCAGCCGCACGAUUGUCCGAGAGAAAUCUACGACCUGAUGCUCGAGUGCUGGCGCCGAGACCCGAUGGACCGGCCAAACUUCCGCGAGAUCCACCUGUUCCUGCAGCGGAAGAACCUCGGCUACCGGAACGAGAACGGCUCGUGAUUCGGUCGCGCGUAGUCACGAGAUGCCAGGGCCCGCCCCGUUAGGGAGGGGACCCUCGCCGGUGCUUACUCGCGCGCCGAGAACCGUGCACGGCCAGAGGUGGCGCCAUCCUUCUGUGAUAUAUCGGUGGGCAAUACGACUGGGACGAGUCCCGAGGCUGCUAGUCAUUGCAUGGGACGCGCCCCAGGCGACUUCACGAGCCCCUGCCAACCCGCCAGACGCCUAAACGAGCGAUGCUGGAGCCCAACUGACCGGAGGUGAACGGACAAAGCCCCGUGGUGACCGGGAUGUGCUCCUCGAUGUUGGGGCGGGCACGGGACAUCUGACGCCUUGGGUCGCCUCAGGCGAUGUCUGGGUCGCGUCAGGGUCAGGAGUCAUGUCAAGAACCAGUGACCCCGUGAGCAGAACUGAGGGCCUGAUCGGGAUGAGGGCCUGCGUUGGGACGACAAGAUCGUGAGCUUGUGCGGAAACGAACGCCGAAAUGGUGAUUGACGAAGCCCAAGCAAAUAUGGGCAAUUGAGAAACUGGCGUGAACUGAACUUGACGUGCACCGAACCGCUGCCUGUUCUUUGUACAGUUUGAUAGUGUUUCUACGUGUACCACCGUGCUUCAUACAAUUGGCAAGAGCUGAAUGAGAUUGCUUUUAGUGCCUGUGUCAUUUUAUAUGCUGAACUGUGAUUAUUAAUAAACAUAUCCAUGCGA